Messenger RNA from Musca domestica (house fly), 4488 nucleotides. RefSeq names its product probable multidrug resistance-associated protein lethal(2)03659. The record is from RefSeq and is a predicted model, not a curated record. Gene Ontology annotation, molecular function: ABC-type transporter activity; ATP binding; ATP hydrolysis activity. Gene Ontology annotation, biological process: transmembrane transport. Gene Ontology annotation, cellular component: membrane. NCBI's taxonomy places the organism in Eukaryota, Metazoa, Arthropoda, Insecta, Diptera, Muscidae.
GUGGCAUGGUUAAGAUGGUGAAAUAGAAACAAAAAAAUAUAUCGGCAAUUGGAAAUUUGGUGUAAAUCUGUGAAACGAAUUUAACGACAAGUUGUGAUUGAAAAGAAGAGGAAAAUAUAUAUUUAAACUACAAAUUGUGGAAGAAGUGUGGAAAAAAAACUAAAAAAUGUGAAUGAGUGUAUUUGAAUUUUAUAAAAAAAAAACUUUAAACUAUAAAUAAAUACUACAAAAAAAUAAUAAAAAAUAAUAAUAUAAUAAUCGCAGUUAUUUAAAAAAUAAAAAAUGCAGUCUUUUAAGUCGGAAGAACUGCCAGAGAAUCCUCGCGAAUCGGCAAAUCCCUUAUCGGCAAUAAUGUUUUGUUUUACCAUGCCAACAUUUUUCAAGGGACGCAAAAAAACUUUAGAUGAAUCAGAUCUUUUUCGAGCACUCAAGGAACACAAGUCGGGUAAAUCCUUGGGUCACAAGCUGAGUCAUGCCUGGGAAGAAGAACUAGCGAAGCGUCGCCAGGGCAAAGAACCAAGUUUGGUCAAGACCAUUAUGCGAGUUUUUGGUCCGCAUUAUUUGAUGUUGGGUUUUUUUCUCUUUUUAACCGAAAUAUUUCUAAAAUGUUCCCAACCGCUGUUUUUGGGUGCUCUUGUCUCAUAUUAUGCCGAUGCCGAAGCUGAUAAAUCAGAUCAAACGAAACCAUUUCUCUACGCUUUAGGUGUUAUUUUGGCCAGUGCCGGAAGUGUUGCAUCCAUGCACCCCAACAUGUUGGGUAUCAUUCACACGGGUAUGAAAGUUCGUGUGGCACUUUGUAGCAUGAUUUAUCGCAAGGCCUUGCGUUUAAGUAAAGGUGCCAUGGCCAACACAACAUCGGGUCAAAUGGUCAAUCUGAUAUCGAAUGAUGUGGGUCGGAUGGAUACAUCGGUGUUUCACAUGAAUUAUAUUUGGAUUGCGCCAUUGGAAUUAAUUCUGGUUACUUAUUUUAUGUAUCAAGAGAUUGGUGCCAGUUCCCUGAUAGGCAUUGCUGUGAUGUUACUUUUCGUGCCCAUACAAGGUUUUUUGGGCAAGAAGACCUCCGUUUUGCGGUUGCGCACCGCCCUCUGCACGGAAGAACGUGUACGUCUGAUGAACGAAAUCAUUUCCGGCAUUCAAGUGAUAAAAAUGUAUGCCUGGGAAAUUCCAUUCGGAAAAAUGGUCGACUAUGUUCGCCGUAAAGAAAUGAAGGCGAUACGAUAUGUCAACUAUAUUCGAGGCAUCAUGGGUUCCUUCAUCAUGUUCAUAUCGAGAAUUUCCGUCUUCAGCAGUUUGGUUUCGUAUGUUUUACUGGGAUAUUUCCUAACCGCACAGCAGGCAUUUAUGGUUACGGCUUUUUAUGAUUUGCUAAGAAUCACAAUGACCGUUUAUUUCCCCAUGGCCAUUACACAAAUUGCCGAAAACUUAGUGUCAUUCCGAAGAAUACAGAAAUUUAUGCUGCUGGAUGAGGUUAAGGGAACGGAAAGUAACUUAACGCCAGCUAUUGUCAGUGAAAAUGGAAAAAAGAUUGAAGUCAAUGCAAACGCUGUCAAGGAACCUGGCAUUGUGAUAGACAAUUUUACCGCCAAAUGGAAUUCAGCAUCAACUGAAAAUAAUUUGGAGAAUAUAACGCUGGAAUUUAAGCCAAAACAAUUGAUAGCUGUUGUUGGUCCAGUGGGUUCAGGAAAAUCGACAUUAAUACAAUCCAUACUCGGAGAGUUACAACCCUCAUCGGGUUCCAUCACAGUUAAUGGAACUGUUUCCUAUGCCUCACAAGAACCUUGGCUCUUCACUGGGACAGUACGUCAAAACAUACUUUUCGGUCAACCGAUGGACAAGAAACGUUACAACUUGACAGUGAAGAAAUGUGCCCUGGAAAGAGAUUUUGAGCUACUGCCCUAUGGAGACAAGACCAUUGUGGGGGAACGUGGUGCCUCAUUGUCGGGUGGUCAGAAGGCUCGUAUAAAUUUGGCACGAGCUGUUUAUCGUCAGGCGGAUAUUUACCUGUUAGACGAUCCACUCUCUGCAGUGGAUACACACGUUGGGCGCCAUCUUUUCGAUCAAUGUAUGCGUCAGUAUUUACGUGAUCGCACCGUUGUUCUCGUUACCCAUCAGCUGCAGUUUUUGGAACAAGCUGAUGUCAUAGUCAUCUUGGAUAAGGGACAGUUAAGAGCUGUGGGCACUUAUGAAUCGAUGCGUCAAAGUGGUUUUGAUUAUGCUCAACUAUUGCUGAGCAAUGGUGAUGAUGAGAAGGAGCAAAACGAAGCGAAAGAGAACUCCGAUGGUAAAAUUGAUGAUGAUCGAGAUGCUCAAAAAAUGAAACGUCAAAAUAGUAGACAACGACAUACAAGUGUUACCUCUUUUGCCUCGACGGUGGAGUCAGUACAGGAAGUGGCGCCCAAGCAAGUGGAAGAAUCCAGAGAACAUGGAGAAAUCGGUUGGAAAUUGUAUGCGAAAUAUUUUAGUAGUGGUGGUAGCUAUAUAACCUUGGCAAUAAUGGUAAUACUGUGUGUUGGCACCCAGGCAAUUGGUUCGGGUGGUGAUUAUUUCUUGUCUUAUUGGGUCAACAAAAAUGAAAACAAGUUGCACGAAGUCGAUGCUCGCGCAAAAAUUCAAACUGAUCCUGUGGAUAUUUACAUUUUUUCCGCUAUUAAUGUGGCCAUCGUCAUUGUGGCCAUGCUGCGUAGUUUCAUGUUCUUCAAUUUGGCCUCGAAAUCAUCGACACGACUCCACAACGAUAUGUUUGUUAGUGUAACGCGCACCAGCAUGUAUUUCUUCAAUACAAAUCCAUCGGGUCGCAUUUUGAAUCGUUUCUCCAAGGAUAUGGGUCAGGUGGAUGAAAUAUUGCCACAAGUCAUGAUGGAUGUUAUACAAAUAUUUUUGGGCUUGUUGGGUAUUGUGAUAAUCCUGGCUAUUGUCAAUCCUUGGAAUAUUUUGGCCACAGUUAUAAUGUUCGUCAUUUUCUACUUUUUGCGUUCGUUCUACUUGAAGACAUCGCGUGAUGUCAAACGUCUGGAGGCCAUAACUCGUUCCCCGAUUUACACCCACUUGGGGGCAUCAUUGAAUGGCCUUGCCACCAUACGAGCCUUUGAAGCCCAGGAUAUACUAAUACAAGAAUUCGACAACUAUCAAGACACCCACAGUUCCGGCUACUACAUGUUCUUGACGACAAGUCGUGCCUUUGGCUAUUGGCUAGAUUGUUGUUGUGUCCUCUAUCUCGCCAUCAUUACUCUGAGUUUUCUGCUCUUCUCUCCAGAGAAUGGAGGUGAUGUUGGCUUGGCCAUUACGCAAGCAAUGGGUUUAACCGGCAUGGUACAAUGGGGUAUGCGUCAGUCGGCCGAGAUGGAAAACACCAUGACAUCUGUGGAACGUGUUGUGGAAUAUGAGAGCAUUGAACCAGAGGGAGAACUUGAAUCCGAGCCCAAUAAGAAACCACCCAAAUCAUGGCCCGAGGAGGGUAAAAUUACCUUCGACAAUUUGAGCUUGCGUUAUGCCCCCGAUCCCAAAUCGGAAUAUGUUUUGAAAUCAUUGAAUUUCAAUAUACAACCAUGCGAUAAAGUGGGAAUUGUGGGCCGGACAGGUGCUGGCAAGUCGUCUUUGAUUAAUGCCCUUUUCCGUUUGUCUUACAAUGAUGGUUCAAUUGUCAUUGAUAAGAGGGAUACCCAGGAUAUGGGUCUGCAUGAUUUGAGAUCGAAAAUUUCAAUUAUACCUCAGGAACCGGUGUUGUUUUCGGGUACCAUGCGCUACAAUUUGGAUCCAUUCGAUGAGUAUUCCGAUGCCAAACUGUGGGAGGCCUUGGAAGAGGUCAAACUCAAACAAGUUGUGGCCGACAUGCCCAAUGGCCUACAUGCCAAAAUCUCGGAGGGUGGCACCAAUUUCAGUGUGGGCCAGCGCCAGUUGGUCUGCCUGGCCCGUGCCAUUUUACGUGAAAAUCGGAUUCUUGUCAUGGAUGAAGCCACCGCCAAUGUAGAUCCCCAGACGGAUGCCCUCAUUCAAACCACCAUACGUCAUAAAUUCCAAAAUUGCACCGUACUCACGAUAGCCCAUCGUCUGCAUACCGUCAUGGAUUCUGAUAAGGUGUUGGUCAUGGAUGCUGGCCGAGCUGUGGAAUUUGGUUCACCCUAUGAAUUGCUGAGUGAAUCCAAGGUGGGCAUUUUCCUGGGAAUGGUAAAGCAGACGGGGCAAGCGACAUUUGAGAAUUUAUUCCAAGUUGCCCAAAAGGCACAUGAGAAAAAAUCACAAAGCAAAAAGCACCAAUAGUAAUGGUGCAGUGACCGCAAGUCGGAAUGUCUUGGGAAUCGAAACAGGAAAACGGACAAUUUAUUUUCCGAUUUGUUGUAAAAAUGAAUUUAAAGCAAAACAAGUUAUAACGUGAACAAUACGUAAAAAUUAGUGCAAAGAUAAGAAAACAUAAUUCCUUUUUUAGUUUUAGUUUUUUAACCUUCUUAUGCUAAAUUUGUCUCUUUCGACCUUUAGUAUACUCUGUCUCUG